UGAUGUGUCGUUCAUUCAUACAGUCAUUAUAUUAUGACCAAGUGGCGCAUUUUCAUGAUGUGAACUAGAACUAUUUCAAAUAGCCGGUCUGUAAACCCAUUUAUUUUUCAAUUCCCUUGUCUAGACGUGAAAUUAGUUCACAACAAAGCGAUUAUCAGUUAGGGCUGUUAAAAACCGUCAAAAUUUUCACAUUUUUAAACAACUUUAUUUAGUUAGAUAAUCAGUUUUUAGCUUAUUUUAUUAGACUUAAUGAUUUGUCAAAAUUCGCGUGAAAAUAAACUCACUUUUGACUUUUCACUGACUGACUAUCAAUUCCAUACUGCCAAACCGAAAAAAAAUAUAAAAUUAUUUGAAAAAAUUGACUGAUUACACUUGAAACUAAACAAGAUACCGACUGUGACUGUUAUUAACUUUCAGCACAAAUUUAUUACUCACAUAUAUUUUUAACGCUGUUGCCAAAUAUCAAUUUAUCUUGACUUUUCCCAAAAAUGGAUUCAAGUACAGACGAGCAAUUCCGAACAGCUGAAUCGAAAAUCCUCUCUUCGUUUGCAGCAUAUUCUACCUCGUCGACCGAAGUCGCGACACCGACUAAUUCUCCGACUCUCAUCGACGAUGAAUUUGAAAACGAAGAUUGUGAAUGCGACCUUGGACUCGGACGACGAAAAAUUGACUUUGACGACGGCGAUUCGCAGAAACCUGAACAUACUUCGGGUGAAUAUUUGCUGCACAAUGCUCUACACUCGGCAGAUUUGACCAAGUAUGGAAGUUUUGCCAAGCCAAUGCGACUGAUGACGUCAAAGCGUCCAACUUUAUGCACCGAGAGUGCUGAGACUAGUCGUGAUUCUUUUGACGAAUCAAAACAACAUGAGCUCCAAGUGAAUUCUUCAGCAAUUGGUGGCUCGUUGCAUGAACAGAAAAUUAUUUGCAGAAAAGAUGUGGAAAAUGUUUUCAUUCACAAGAUUCUGGAGGAAAUUCAAAACGAUGAUUCGUCUUUUGGAUCUAAAGUGCUGCAAUACAUAGGAGACGAGAGCCAAAAGAAACAGACAAGUUUGCUGCUGAUCAAGAAAAAAUUCCUGGACGCUGUUACUGAGGUUGAGCGUCUGAAAAACGAUCUGAGUGCCAGGUGUCGCCAGCUGGACAGCAAACACGACGCCAUCCAGAUCCUGCAGACACAGCUGGACCAGGCCUACAGGGCACACCAACUGGAGUACGACGCCUGCAAGAGUCUGGACACCAACUGCAAAAAACUGGAGAAGGAGUUGGAUGAGGUGAGGUGGGAGUGGGAGGUGCGGGACUACCAGGUGGGCCAGAGUCAGGACAGCUGGCGGGACAGACUGGAGAUAGUGGAGAGGGAGAACAGACAGCUGCACUCUGCACUCCAGAGGACACAGGCAGAGUUGAAGAGUGUACAGAGAGAGAACACAGUUAUGAGUCAAGAGAAACAAGAGCUACUCCUGCUGAUGCAACUGAGUCAGGACGAGAGACAUGCAUCCUCGCUAGCCGAGAGCGACACCUACCACGACCUCUCAGCUCCCGAGAUGUCAGUGCUCGGCUCAUGUAGUUGUGGCGAUCAGGGCAGCAGAAGCAACUGUGAGACCGGGGCAACUGUGACUCUGGUCCACCCAUGUAGAUGUGCAUGGUCUCUGGUCAACAGCCGGAGAGAGAUCAAGCAUCUCAAAUCCAGGGUGAAGGAUUUGAGUGAGAAGCACGUGAACAGUCUGAAGAUAGGCGACCUCUACAGACGUGCAUUUGAGGACCAGCUGGAGAAGAACAGACGAAUAUUCGCAGCCAUAGUCCACCACCAGUUCAAAGCGGACCACAAUGCAGGAAACUUGCUGCUUGAGAGUUGCACAAACCCAAAAGAAGACCCAAAAAGCGAUCAGCCGGGCGGCGAUCAAAACUACAUGCUCAACAUAAUCGACAUGUUACGUGACAGGACUGAAGAAUUGUUCCAUAAGCGACUCUCGGCUCAGUUUUUGGCAGACAAAAUCUACCAGCUGGAGGCGGAACUAAAAGUAAUGAAGGAUCUACAGAGACAGAGUGGACAUCCAGACAACAAUACCUCUGUCACCCCAAAGCCACCAACUGGUGCUAGUGAUUGCCAACAAACGUGUCCCGAAAGCACCGAGCACUCACCGCCACAACAGAAAAAGGAGGAAACUGCAAAUAUGACAGACUCGUCUGACUUUGGUUCCAUUUUUGUCGCCGAUUUAAAUUAACUGAAGAAAAUUAUUUAAAAAUUUAAAAAAUGUAUAGGUAUAAAAGGUUUGAAAUACAA
Messenger RNA from Symsagittifera roscoffensis, 2278 nucleotides. RefSeq lists its product as uncharacterized. Gene Ontology annotation, biological process: negative regulation of cell motility; negative regulation of Rho protein signal transduction. Gene Ontology annotation, cellular component: cytoplasm. Lineage: Eukaryota; Metazoa; Xenacoelomorpha; Acoela; Convolutidae. The transcript has 8 exons. The record is from RefSeq and is a predicted model, not a curated record. Bases 489 to 2219 code for a protein of 576 amino acids.